GGAUCCAAGUUUCUGCGGCAGCCCCUGGAGGAGCUGCUUCGAGAGCAGACGAUCGCCCCGAGCUGCAUCAUCUGUGGCGCGUGCUACCCGUGGACUCCGGAGGUUGCUCGCGAGCUCGGCAUUCCAUGCUUCAUCUUCCAAGGCUUUGGCUCCUUCGCACUUCUUUGCAUGCACAACCUCUACUGUUACAGGACCCAUGAGCGCGCGUCGUCCCCGACCGAGCCCUUCGUGCUCCCAGGCUUGCCAUUUCAUUUCGAGAUCGCCAGGCAGCAACUACCACUUCAAUUCCAGUUGCUGCCUCGUUUCACGGAGAUGUUCAAUGAAGUACGAGAGGGCGAAUUAGCCAUGGACGGUGUCCUCGUCAACAGUGUCGACGAAUUGGAGCCAGGAUAUGCCGAGCGCUUAGCGGCGGCCUCCGGGAAGAAGGUGUGCACCAUCGGACCGGUGUCGCUGUGUUAUAGAUCAGGGAGGUUGGACAUGGCUAAUAGGGGUAAGAAGCUGUCAGUGGAUGCAAGCCAAUGCUUAGAUUGGCUUGAUUCGAUGAAGCCACGGUCCGUGAUCUACGUCAGUUUCGGUAGCGUCGGCAGCUUCGCACCCGCACAACUGAUGGAGCUCGGCUACGGUCUGCUCGCCUCAAACAGGCCAUUCAUCUGGGUCAUCAAUGGCCUGGAAAGGUUUCCGGGCGCAGUAGACCAAUGGCUGCAAGAGAAGCUCGAGAAAGAAGGUGACUCAAAGUGUCUCUUGAUCAGGGGGUGGGCGCCGCAGGUGAUGAUCCUGUCGCACCCGGCGGUGGGUGGUUUCUUGACGCACUGCGGGUGGAACUCGACGCUGGAGAGCGCGAGUGCGGGCGUACCGAUGGCGACAUGGCCGCUCUUCUCGGAGCAAUUCCUCAACGAGAAGUUGAUCGUGGAUGUGCUCGGGAUCGGAGUCGCGGUGGGCGUCAAGACCUCCAUGCAGCAGAUGAGGCAAUCGCCGGAAGAGGGAGCGCGGAUCUCGAGGGAGGAAGUCGCUAAGGCCGUGGAGAGGUUGAUGGACGGAGGGCAGGAGGGAGAAGAGAGGAGAAGGAGAGCUGAAGAAUUUGGAGAGAAGGCACGGAAAGCGAUGAUGGAGGGAGGUUCUUCGUAUGAGAACGUGACACGAUUGAUUGAAUUGGUGGCAACAAAAGCGAAGAAAUAGGAGAUGAAUGGAUGACUUGUUUUCCUCCAGUAAAAAUGUAGCACACGCCAUGCGUCAGAAAUUGUUUGGCGAAAUAAAUGAUAUCAUCACUUGGCUUCUUCUUGUUAGGUGAAAUUGGACGAAUACCUUUACAUCUUCAUAGUUCCCUGACAAUGAUUAAUCUGUCAAGUACACAUGAAUCAAUAGAUCAUCUUUUUGAUCUUUUA
Molecule: messenger RNA, 1382 nt
Organism: Musa acuminata subsp. malaccensis (wild Malaysian banana)
Lineage: Eukaryota; Viridiplantae; Streptophyta; Magnoliopsida; Zingiberales; Musaceae
Product: UDP-glycosyltransferase 73D1-like
Molecular function (GO): UDP-glucosyltransferase activity
Source: RefSeq, a predicted model, not a curated record